This is a messenger RNA of Marasmius oreades (fairy-ring Marasmius), 1842 nucleotides long. RefSeq lists its product as uncharacterized. The transcript has 7 exons. The record is from RefSeq and is a predicted model, not a curated record. Gene Ontology annotation, biological process: medium-chain fatty acid catabolic process; medium-chain fatty acid biosynthetic process. Lineage: Eukaryota; Fungi; Basidiomycota; Agaricomycetes; Agaricales; Marasmiaceae. Bases 350 to 1750 code for a protein of 466 amino acids. Gene Ontology annotation, molecular function: monoacylglycerol lipase activity; acetylesterase activity.
UCAGGUUGUGGCUAUGCCAUGUCAUGUUGUCGUACGUGAGCUCAACACCGACCUGAUUCACGACAGCGACAUGAUCCACGGUCUCUCGAGGAAAUUCUGUACGGAAAUGGAUGGUAAUCUGAGCUAGGCUCUGCUAGGCUAUGCAGACACAGUGCGGAUUAUUCGGCGGACGUCUUCAUAUGCCGCCAUCACGCGGUUUUACCGGACAUCCAAUGGGAGUCCUUUCCUGGGCAACGAAACCGGAGGUCCACUUUCACACGGAACCCGUACAACUUGCAGUUCACAAGCACAGUCAACUUGGCCAGAUCUCGAAGGACAAGGUCUCGUUGAAGAAGUUCGUUGGAGAGAGAUGUCCAAGUUUGUUCAGGGAAUUUACACCUCCUUGGUGGUUGUUCAAGUAUGUGAGCAUACUCCAUGUUUUGUCCAAACCUCACCGAUACUGCUUUACUGCUUUGUUAGUGGACAACUUCAAACUCUGUAUUGUGUUAUCGGCGACUUUACGAAAAUGGACAAAGUAGUAUAUGAUCGGACUUUACUUCGUACAUUCACUGGUGGCACGAUUGGUUUAGAUUUUACUGUCGGGUUUAAUGAUGCGAAAGAAGACACCCCGGUUAUUGUCGUCCUGCAUGGGUUGACUGGAGGCUCGUACGAACAGUACGUAAGAGGCAUCCUCUACCCGGCAUGUUCACCGGUAGAGAAAGGAGGACUGGGUUAUAGAGCAGUUGUAAUGAACUUUCGUGGAUGUGCUGAUGUACCCAUCACAUCACGACAGUUCUAUUCUGCUGGUUUCACCGACGAUAUUAGGACCUCUCUGAUGUACAUUCAGCGAAGGUAUCCCAAAGCCCCACUUUUAGGUCUCGGCUUCUCUCUCGGAGCCAACGUCCUCAUUCGGUAUCUCGCAGAAGAGCAGGAAAAGAGCAAGCUGAUUGCUGGUUGUGCUUUGGGAUGUCCUUGGGAUCUGCGAAAGAAUUGUGAUGCACUGGAUACGUCUAUCAUCGGGAAGCACGUUUACUCGAAAGGGAUGGGCUCCAAUCUAUCCCGCCUUCUCAAGCGACAUGAAGCUGCUGUCGUCUGGUCUGAAGCGAGCGAUGAUUCAAUAUCGACUCUCCCGUCGUCAUCACCUUAUGCCCAUCCCUCUCACCAGCCAGAUCCCACUUUUGAAGCUGCCGUUGCCAAAGCUGCAUCCACCAUUCUCUCUUUACGCUCCCCGACUAUCCGACAAUUCGACGAUACAUUUACGUGUGUUGCAGGUGGGGCUCCUCCGACAAUGCCUCUCGGUUCAGCGAACGAAUACUAUAAUUGGGCAUCGAGUCACACUGUGUUAAAGAAUGUUAGACGGCCUCUUUUGACAGUGAACGCCAGUGACGACCCGGUCGUGCAACAUGUUCCGGAUAUUCAGGGAGAGGGUAACGAAUGGACUGUGGUCGUCGUUACAGGUGGAGGUGGUCAUUUAGGAUGGUUUGAAGCUAACGGAUAUGGAGACAAGCAAUUUAAUAUCAAGGACGAUGGUGAAAAUCCUCAUAUCAUGAGAUGGACGACCACACCGGUGUUGCAGUGGUUGAAGGGGGUCGUUGAGGAUCUCGAUUUAGAUACGGGAUCAUGGACUUACACGGAGGACGAUGACGGAUGGGUACAAGAAAUCGGUGGACGCUAUGAUAUAGCCUACAAGGUUUCAGAAAAUUCAGACCGCGAGGACAUAGUUGUCGGGACGGAGCUGAGGAAGGCAAGGGGCAUGGUGCAAGGAUUUUAGACCAUAGUUUUUUUCUCUCGUUACUUUAAAUAAUACUACUCAUAGAGCGCCGAUUCACACAGCACCUAGAACUAAAGGGUCCAAGAACCCAA